Molecule: messenger RNA, 984 nt
Organism: Schistocerca piceifrons (Central American locust)
Lineage: Eukaryota; Metazoa; Arthropoda; Insecta; Orthoptera; Acrididae
Product: probable chitinase 10
Exons: 3
Coding region: 1-984 (327 amino acids)
Cellular component (GO): extracellular region
Molecular function (GO): chitin binding
Source: RefSeq, a predicted model, not a curated record
AUGUCGUCUUUUGAUCUGACCCUAGCGGUGGAGGCUGGUCCUGGUUUAGCGGUGCUCUUGGUUUUGGCGGCAGCGGCUCUGGGUGCCCACCAGCAGCCACUGGCUGACCCGCCAGUAUGUCCAGAGCGGAUCCCGGGCGUGACACUCAACAUUACCUUCUACCCAAAUGAAGAUGACUGCAGCAAGUACUGGGAGUGUGACAAUGGCAACCUUUACAAUGGUUCAUGUUCUGAUGGCUUGGUGUGGAAUCCCAAUGUGAACUCUUGUGACUGGCCAUAUAUUUACGACUGUCCUUACGAUAAGAAGGAGCAAAGUCUGUUGCCAGGUGAAGUUCCCCAACUGCAGUCACGCGCAGACCCGCCAGUAUGUCCAGAACGAAUUCCAGGUGUGGCAAUGAACAUUACCUUCUACCCUAAUGAAGAUGACUGCAGCAAGUACUGGGAGUGUGACAACGGAAACCUUUACAAUGGCUCAUGUGCUGAUGGCUUGGUGUGGAAUCCCAAUGUGAACUCUUGUGACUGGCCAUAUAUUUACGACUGUCCUUACGAUAAGAAGGAGCAAGGUAUGUUGCCGGGUGAGGUUCCCCAACUGCAGUCACGCGCAGACCCGCCAGUAUGUCCAGAACGAAUUCCAGGUGUGGCAAUGAACAUUACCUUCUACCCUAAUGAAGAUGACUGCAGCAAGUACUGGGAGUGUGACAACGGAAACCUUUACAAUGGCUCAUGUGCUGAUGGCUUGGUGUGGAAUCCCAAUGUGAACUCUUGUGACUGGCCAUAUAAUUACGACUGUCCUUACGAUAAGAAGGAGCAAAGUCUGUUGCCGGGUGUGGUUCCCCAACUGCAGUCACGCGCAGACCCGCCAGUAUGUCCAGAACGAAUUCCAGGUGUGGCAAUGAACAUUACCUUCUACCCUAAUGAAGAUGACUGCAGCAAUCACGCGCAGACCCGCCAGUAUGUCCAGAACGAAUUCCAGGUGUGGCAAUGA